Laccaria bicolor S238N-H82 is the source of this 715-nucleotide messenger RNA. RefSeq lists its product as uncharacterized. The record is from RefSeq and is a predicted model, not a curated record. Bases 1 to 231 code for a protein of 76 amino acids. The transcript is spliced from 2 exons. NCBI's taxonomy places the organism in Eukaryota, Fungi, Basidiomycota, Agaricomycetes, Agaricales, Hydnangiaceae.
AUGUUAUACUUCUUUACUUUUGGUGAAUUCAUUUGCCAAAUUGAACGAUGUUCAGAUAACCACACCUUUCGACCACACUCAUCACUUGAUGGCUUGCAUCUGUCUCCAACACUCAACACAUUGCUUAUCAUGAUCCAAUUUCAUUUCCCAUCAAAUUUCAGCCGCAUUCUUCACGACUCAUGGGCUUACUACUCGAGUCACAUAUCAGCGCUCUUCAAUUUCAUCAUUUAAAUCUAUAUGUCGAUCACAGUGCAACGAAAUACCUCACAAGAACCACUCUAGUAGCCAAGUGACGUGAAAAACGGCAGGCCACAAGAGCUUUAAACAACAACGACAUGGCCCUAUCUUAUUUGAUCCGGUCACUGAACCUUCGGAAGAAACGGUUAACGAACUUCAAACAACAAGUGCCAGGCUCAAAGAUAUGAUGAAUGCGGCAAAGCGGCAACAAUGAGCUCCUAAAUCUGCUCAGCUCAGUGUUGCACAAGUCCUUCAAGACUACGGUUCACGGUCCCGGGACCCAUACUCGCCGAAUGGGCUUGUAGAAGGAUCGUCUGAAGGUGGUAUUGGAAAGAGAAUGGAGGUCUGACGAGGUAGAGGAUGAAAGAUGACAGUAGACAUUUGGAAGAAGAUUUUACAGGCAGCGAAGCUCUGGAAUUUGACAAACUGAGUGGAGAUUGCUAUGGGAAGGCUGAGAGGAAGUCUAGUGCUGCAGGAG